GGAAAGAGUGCCUAUUACGUUGCCAACAAUGUGCAAGCGAUUCAAAAAGAAAUAAUGAGUAACGGGCCAGUGGAAGCAGCUUUUAUAGUUUAUUCAGAUUUCGCGUAUUACAAGCGCGGGAUUUAUGUGCAUACCGCAGGCAAGAACGAGGGAGGUCAUGCUAUCAAAAUUAUCGGAUGGGGCAUAGAAAAAGGAAUCCCUUACUGGACAAUAGCAAACUCAUGGAAUCUCGACUGGGGUGAAAAAGGGCACUUUCGAAUCCUACGUGGAAGGAACGAAUGCGGCAUCGAACAGGAAGUCACUGCUGGUCUACUGAAAGCUUGAAAUCGGAG
Cylicocyclus nassatus is the source of this 332-nucleotide messenger RNA. NCBI's taxonomy places the organism in Eukaryota, Metazoa, Nematoda, Chromadorea, Rhabditida, Strongylidae. The record is from the annotation of a GenBank genome assembly.